AGAAAGAAAGCUGCCAGCCGGGUACAAAGCGAGUUUAGUGGGGUCAGCGGUGCGCUGCAAUCUCUCGGCAUUAUCUUCUUGAUGUUAAAAUAGGUUUCUCCCCAGAAAAUAGUGUGUGGGAGGGGAGAAUUUUUUUGGACCGCCCAUUUUUCAAGCUAUCCUCUCACUCUAUCCCUCCCUCUCUCUCCACAACCCUUUGCGUUGAAGUGUGUCACGGAGGCAAUUGUUGCUGGAGGAUUUUUAACGAGGGAAACAUACUCACACACAUACACGCACACACCCAGACACACACACACAUACACACGCAACAGAGAUGUAUCGCCUCUCCUGCUUCCCGUGAACACAUUCCAGCAUACAUCCAGGGGAGAGGGAAGGGGAGAAGGCGAGAGAGCGAGAGAGAGAGAGAGAGAGAGAGAGAGAGAGAGAGAGAGAGAGAGAGAAUCCCGUGCAGUUGUUAAUGAGAGGCUGGCGACUCUUUAUACAUCCAACUGUAAGCGACAAACUGACCUGAUCGCUCUCUAAGGUUGUAAAGUUACAGCACCCUGGCCUGUGGAGAGGAAAUGAAGCACAGUGUCGUAUCUCAAUGAAGGAACUUUGGCAGUGAGUCUCCUGCUCUGGGCAGAAAUAAGGCUGUUCAGCUGCUGUUGGAAGCCUGUGCCCGAUCUGACAAGCCAAAAGUACCGCAACGAGAUGGGGAGAGACUUCUACCUGCAUCUUCUCCUGGCAUGUUUGAGCAUUGCCCAAUGGAGUCACUUCGCCCUUGCAAGAAAUUCCACGGGCUCUCAGAUGCCUGGUCAAUCUCGACGUGGGAUGGGUGUCAAAGGCCAAGUGCUUAACCGAUCCAAGCGAGGCUGGGUGUGGAAUCAAUUCUUUGUGAUAGAAGAGUACACAGGCCCAGAUCCUGUGCUUGUGGGCAGGCUCCACACUGACCUGGACAGCGGAGGAGGGAAAAUCAGGUAUAUCCUCUCUGGUGAAGGAGCGGGGACCAUCUUCGUCAUUGAUGAGAAAACAGGGAACAUCCACGCAACUAAAACACUGGAUCGAGAAGAACGUGCUCAGUACACCCUGAUGGCACAAGCUGUGGACAGGAUAACAAACAAACCCCUAGAGCCUCCCUCUGAGUUCAUUGUUAAAGUCCAGGACAUUAAUGACAAUCCUCCUGAAUUCCUGAAUGGGCCUCAUCACGCAACUGUGCCGGAGAUGUCCAAUGUAGGUACCUCUGUGAUUCAAGUCACAGCCACAGAUGCGGAUGAUCCGUCCUACGGCAACAGUGCCAGGCUGGUCUACAGCAUUCUGGAGGGUCAACCGUACUUCUCAGUCGAGCCUCAGACAGGUAUAAUAAGAACGGCUCUUCCAAAUAUGGACCGAGAGGCACGGGAGGAAUACCUCGUGGUGAUCCAGGCAAAGGACAUGGGAGGCCACAUGGGAGGUCUCUCCGGAACCACGAAGGUGACGAUAACCCUCACUGAUGUCAACGACAAUCCUCCAAAGUUCCCUCAAAGUGUGUACCAGAUGUCAGUCUCAGAGGCGGCCAAGGUAGGGACAGUAGUGGGACAGCUCAAAGCCAAAGACCCAGACAUUGGUGACAAUGGCAUGGUGUCCUACAGCAUCAUUGAUGGGGACGGAAGGGACUUCUUCGAAAUCACAACUGACUCACAGACUCAGGAGGGAAUCAUCAAGCUGAAAAAGCAGGGCUUGGAUUUUGAAGCCAAGAAGUCCUACUCGCUGAAGGUGGAGGCAGCCAAUGCGUUCUUCGACUCACGCUUCGUCAGCAGGGGUCCGUUCAAGGAUACAACCACGGUCAAGAUCUCCGUGGAGGAUGCUGAUGAGCCUCCAGUAUUCUCCCAGCCGGACUACGUCAUGGAGGUUAACGAAAGUGCCCCGGCUGGAACACCGGUGGGGCAGGUGCACGCUGUGGACCACGACCUGGGCCGCAGUCCCAUCAGAUACACCAUUGAGCCGCAGUCGAACAUGGAUCGAUUCUUCACCAUCAAUCCUCAAAGUGGAGUCAUAAAAACCACAGAGCCACUGGACAGGGAGCAGUCAGCCUGGCAAAACAUAUCUGUGAUUGCAACAGAAGUCAACAACCAUGUUCACAAAUCGCGUGCUCAGGUAGCCGUCAGAAUCCGCGACAUCAACGACAACGCACCGGAACUCGCAGAACCGUAUGAGGUGGAUAUGUGUGAAAAUGCAAAUUCAGGAAAGCUCAUUCGCACAAUUAAGAGCAUAGACAGAGAUGAAAAUGCCAAUGGACCAAAGUUCUACUUUAGCAUGGCACAAAAUCAAAAUUUUACAAUAACACCGAGUGGCGCAAACACGGCCGAUAUAAAGGUGCGAAAGGGCGCUAUGAGCAGACGGAAACAAGAGGUCUACCUGUUGCCAGUGGUAAUCUCGGAUGGAGGCGCGCCCCCCCUGAGCAGCACCAACACCCUCACCAUCCGCGUGUGCAGCUGCAGCGCAGACGGCAGCGUGCAGUCGUGCAACGCAGAGCCCUUGACGCUGCCGGCAGGUCUCAGCACUGGUGCCUUGAUCGCAAUACUUACUUGCAUCAUUAUACUACUCAUGAUCGUGGUCUUGUUUGUGACACUGAGGCACCAGAAGAAGGAGCCCCUGAUCGUCUUCGAGGAGGAGGAUGUGAGAGAGAACAUCAUCAGCUACGAUGAUGAGGGGGGAGGUGAGGAAGACACGGAAGCCUUCGACAUCGCAACUCUGCAGAACCCCGAUGGCCUCAACGGCUUCCUGCCACGCAAAGACAUCAAGCCUGAGCUGCAGUACGUCCCCCGGCAGGGCUUCUGCGCCGCCCCCAACAGCGUGGACGUUGACGACUUCAUCAAGGUCAGGCUACAGGAAGCCGAUGGCGACCCCACUGCCCCGCCCUACGACUCCAUCCAGAUCUAUGGUUAUGAGGGGAGGGGAUCAGUGGCGGGCUCCCUCAGCUCUCUGGAAUCGGCCAGCACGGAAUCCGACCUGAACUACGAUUACCUCAACAGCUGGGGACCCCGGUUUAAACGGCUGGCAGACCUGUACGGAUCUAAAGACGUCUCGGAUGAUUCUUAACGAUUAGUGUUAUUAGACUGGCCUUAAAGUUCAACAUUAAAGAUGAAGCAACUUUGGAGAGCCGGAACGCUGAGCUAGAACUUUGCUGGAAUCGGGCAGAUAUACAUUCUUUUUAUUUUCUUUCCUUUCUUAUUUUUAAUAUAUAUAUAUUAUAUAUAUAUAUGCUCAAUUGUAUUGAGCAGAGGAACUGACACUUCCAUCCUUUAAAUGUUGGACGUUUUAUGUUUCAAAGAUGGAUACUGUGAAAAUGGCCUCGCCCAACCCCAAAAUCAUUUCCAUGGUUCACUUGUCCUCCUCUCCGCCACUCAGCCUCACUCAAAGUUCCCACUGUUGGCAGGCACAGAACCGAAAUGAUUGAGUCAGCUUCCCUGAGAUCAUUUCAACCACUUCUGGGCAAAAAGUGACCGAAGCUUUAAAGAGUUCCAGUAACAUCCUGAGGUCAGUUAUUGUGGGGGAAGAGGAUAAACGCCACUUCUACUGAGCUUUCAGACUCAACCAGGAGCAGAAGGUGCCAUUAGCAGCAAAGAUAACACAGCCAGAAUUUUGAGCCUUAAGUCAGUCACAGAAUUGAACUUUUUACAUUCAUGGCAGUAUUCCUCAUGGUACGUCUUACAGUGACAUUAAAAUCUUUGACGGGCCCCAAGGUAAUCCGUCUUUGCAAAAAUGAAAGAAAAAGACCUUAUUCCUGUUUAAAUCUUGUAAACUUUUUUUUUUGGCUUUAAGUAUUGUGUUUAAUAUGUGUCGGGCACAGAAUCUGUUCCCAUCACAGUGACAAAUGCCUGAUGUCUAUGUCAUUUCUAUGUGUCGAUUUGUACAAUCUUAAAAGUUCUUAUUUUAGUAAAAAAAAACCAUGAAUCUCAAUAAUACGAAUCGCAACAAAAUGUUAAGGCAUCAUUAUUCUAUUUUAUGGACAUUGUAUUUCUGCUUUCCUAUCGUGCUUCAGCCACAGAAGCCGGACUUUACAAUAAAAUGAUUUUUCUACAA
Messenger RNA from Mobula hypostoma (lesser devil ray), 4041 nucleotides. Its product is annotated as cadherin-11-like. The record is from RefSeq and is a predicted model, not a curated record. Bases 691 to 3057 code for a protein of 788 amino acids. Gene Ontology annotation, biological process: cell morphogenesis; homophilic cell-cell adhesion; adherens junction organization. The transcript has 12 exons. Gene Ontology annotation, cellular component: adherens junction; catenin complex; plasma membrane. NCBI's taxonomy places the organism in Eukaryota, Metazoa, Chordata, Chondrichthyes, Myliobatiformes, Myliobatidae. Gene Ontology annotation, molecular function: calcium ion binding; cadherin binding.